AUGAGUAUCAAAAGAUGCAGACAUAAGUUUCAAAAAAAUAGAUAAUAUUGUAAGAGAAUAUUCUAAACUUGUCAAAGGAGAUGUCUCAUCUUGUAUCAAGGAUAAAAUAAUUAUAAAUGUAGUAAGAAUAUAUUAGAAUGGCCAGUCAAAAUUAAUUUCAAUAAUAAUCAUCCAAAUGAUAAAUAUAUUUAAUUUCUAAAGAAACUUUUUAUAUUUAGAAAAAGAAAUAUUAAAUUGAAUUACUAGCCAGAUUUAUAAAUGUUUUGGAUAGGAAUAAUAAAAAUAAUGAAAAGCAAUUUUUAUUAGAAUAGAAGGCAAGUUCUUUAAUUCAAGAAUUGCCAAAUUUAAUUAAAGAUAUUGAAGAAAAUAAUCGAUUGGAGAAUGAUAUUUUUGAAAAUAAUAAUAUGA
Messenger RNA from Paramecium sonneborni, 408 nucleotides. The record is from the annotation of a GenBank genome assembly. NCBI's taxonomy places the organism in Eukaryota, Ciliophora, Oligohymenophorea, Peniculida, Parameciidae.